AUGGAACAGAAAAAUAUUAGUAAGAAGGAAACUUCACAAGAAAGCUCAGAUGAUAGUUUCGACUAUGAUGAAUAUGUCAUCGGUGACGACCUAGAUUUAAUGAAGGACAAAAAGAUCCAAGAAGGGAUGCAAAAUGCCAAGGUUAAAAUGAAUAGAUCUGUUGGUAAAUAAGGUCGCAGGACUGUUCAAAGGAUUUUUCAGCAAAGCUAGCCAAAAAGUUCAAUCUUCACUACUCAAGAAAAAUUAUAGGAACAAUAGGGAAAGGACUCGGUCUCUACAGCAGCCUGUAUUUACAGAAAAAAUUACGCUAGCUGAUGAUCCUGAAGAGUAUAUGCGCAAAGACUCAAUGUAUCAUGGUAAUAUGAGCGACUUGAUGCAGAGUCAGAUGAACUAUGAUCCUAUAGUAGGCAAGCUGAUUCCUAAUUCAUCUCGAGGAGAUGUGUCUAGAAGCGUUAUUGUCAACUCUCCUCACGAAUAUCGUAAGGCGACUGCCUCACCUGAAAACAAGAAGGAAAUUGAAUACGAAGAAGAUAGUCCUCAUGAGAAAAUGGUUCAAGACAAAGAACCUAGUAUUUUGGAGAAAAUUCAAGAAACCACUUCUGAUGAUGAAGUCCUUCAGGAAAUUGAAGACCCUAAAAAGUCUAUUGGUGCAAUCAUCCAAGAAUCUCUCGAUGCUUCAAAAGGAAGAGAACUCUCAGAUGGUAGUACAGAGGCUAAAGCACAGGAAAUAGUAGAUCAGAUUAAGGAUAUACUUGCCAAACAAUUUGAGAAACAGCUUCUGGCUGAAAAAGAUACUCAUUUCGGAGUAAAAUGAGAUGAAUGCCUCGCAGAACCUAUCAUAGGCAUUAGGUAUAAAUGAGCAAUUUGAAUCGAACAUAACCUCUGAGAAUACUGUGAGAUUGAUAAUACACAUGAACAUAUUUUCAUAAAACUGAGAAACAGAGAUGUUCGUGUCCCAAUGUAUUGAGAAAUCAAGCAUAUGGUAGAAAAAUUACCUAAAAUAAAGCCAGAACAGAAUAUUUCAAAGAAGAAGGAAUUUUCAGGAUACCCUCAUCUUUAUGUUGAUUCAAGCUCCGUUUUUGGGAAUAGCGGAAACCCUGUGAAGUCAGCUAUAGACAUACAGAAAGCAACUUUGGUGCCUAUGGCUGAUAAAGAUUUUCUUAAAACGAUUCAGAUCGAGGAGAUAGUUGAUGAGGACUCGAAUGUUGACUUGUUGAUUUCAAUUUGAUGGUACAUCAAGAAUAAAUCAGAUGAAGCAUAUCCCUCUGAUCCUGAGAGUUUAAUUUUCCGAUGUCUUGCAAAUGACAAUCUGAAUUUGAGAAAUAGCUAUGUUAAACUGCCAGAUCAGAAGUUAACUAUUAGAAACCUGUCACCAUUGCCUCUCCCUCCAAAUAAGGUUAGCACUCUUAGCAUGUGGUUUGUUCUUCCUUCAAAGUUGAGAGCUGGCUUGUUUAAAAGAAAGAAGGUUCUUAACUUGACAUUCAGUCUAUUUGACGAUACCAGCAAGCACUACAUAGGGUCUAACCUCCCUUGAACUAUUCCCUUGUAACAAUUGGCUGCCUAAGUCAUGUCAAUUUCAACCAUAGCUG
Moneuplotes crassus is the source of this 1589-nucleotide messenger RNA. The record is from the annotation of a GenBank genome assembly. NCBI's taxonomy places the organism in Eukaryota, Ciliophora, Spirotrichea, Euplotida, Euplotidae.